Messenger RNA from Anisakis simplex (herring worm), 369 nucleotides. The record is from the annotation of a GenBank genome assembly. NCBI's taxonomy places the organism in Eukaryota, Metazoa, Nematoda, Chromadorea, Rhabditida, Anisakidae.
CCGGAUGAUAUCAAUUCACAAAUCUCGUUAGAUCGAACGCGACUCGUAUUGAUGAAUGUUCAAAAAUCAGAUGAAGCCACAUUCACAUGCGUUGCAAAAAACAGUGCUGGACAAGCGGCCAGAGAAUUCCAAGUUAACGUUCUCGUGCCACCAAGAAUAGUUGGUAAAAUGGUGGAGGACAUGGUUGUUGUCGAAGGAGAAUCCUUGGAAUUAGAAUGCGACUUCGAUGCAGAUCCAAUUCCUGAAAUAUUUUGGGUGAAGGACACCGCACCACUCAAGGAUGCGGGUGCCUAUCGUUGUACAGUGCGCAAUAAGGCCGGUCAAGCUGAAAAAACCUUUAACGUCAGAGUCAUUCUGAAACCUGGUUAA